UACACACCCUGCCUUCCCGCAAAGAACCAGUUGUUUUAGCACUGAAGAGCAGAACAUCGCAGGAUCUACAACACAUUUUUCAUGUAGUCAUUCCACAAUUCAGAGGAUUCAGACUUAAUGAAAUGACUUAACCAAGGUCACACACCCCAGUCAACAAUAAUUGGACAAGACCCACAGACAGUGCCAAGGGCCGCGACCCUCUCCCAGGUCCAGACCCAGGUCCCAAGGCCUGCUCUGCUCUACAUAGGAAAGUGGAUAGGGCCUGGGCGCCCAGGAAGUGAAAAAGCAGGGGUCGGUGCUCGAGACCAAGGAGGCCACAGAAGCAGCAAACGGCCAAUAGCUACUAGGGUCGAGAGCAACGUCAGGCAUAGUGGAGACCGACGCUGCGCACCCUGGGGAAGGGGGCGGAACCUGAACAGGAAGUGACGUCUCGGGGGCGGUCCUCGGCGGCGGCGCGCGGCCUGGGCUCGCGCUGGGCUCCGCGCGCCCCCCGCCCCCUCUAUGAGGCAGAGGCCGCGGCGGCCGUUAGAGCUGUCGCUCCGGGGGCCGCGGCGGGCGGGGCUCCGGCGGGGCCCGGCCUAGUCCCCACCCAGCCCGGCUCCCAGCCGCCCGCCCUCCCUCCCUUACCCCGAUGCAAGGGGCCGAGCUCCGGGACGGCGAGGCGGCGGCGGCGGCCGUGUACCGGGUCCUGAGCCGCCUCCUCGGCUAUGGAGAGGGCCCCGAGCCAGGCCUGCCGCCGCCGCCCCCGGGCCAUGGCCCGCCGCCGCCACCCUUCCUCGCGCGGCCCGGCUCGCGGGGCGCCCGGCCGCCGCAGCUGAUGGUGUUCCGCAACGUGGGGCGGCCGCCGGAGGAGGAGGACGCGGAGGCGGCCCCGGAGCCGGGACCCUCGGAACUGCUGUGUCCCCGGCACCGCUGUGCGCUGGAUCCCAAGGCCCUCCCGCCGGGCUUGGCGCUCGAGCGGACCUGGGGUCCGGUGGCUGGACUAGAGGCGCAGCUGGCGGCACUGGGGCUCGGACAGCCGGCGGGGCCGGGGAUCAAGACUGCGGGCGGAGGCUGCUGUCCGUGCCCGUGCCCCCCGCAGCCGCCGCCGCCGCAACCCCCGCCGCCUGCUGCCGCCCCGCAGGCCGGGGAAGACCCCACGGAGACGAGCGACGCGCUGCUGGUCCUGGAAGGCUUGGAAUCGGAGGCCGAAAGCCUGGAGACUAACAGCUGCUCGGAAGAGGAGCUCAGCAGCCCGGGCCGUGGAGGAGGAGUGGGUGGCCGGCUGCUGCUGCAGCCUCCGGGCCCCGAACUACCCCCGGUGCCCUUUCCGCUGCAGGACUUGGUCCCUCCAGGGCGCCUGAGCCGAGGAGAGCAGCAGCAGCAGCAACCUCCCCCACCGCCGCCGCCUCCCGGGCCCCUUCGGCCGCUCGCAGGCCCUUCUCGAAAGGGCUCCUUCAAAAUCCGCCUCAGCCGCCUGUUUCGCACGAAGAGCUGCAACGGUGGCUCGGGCGGUGGGGAUGGGACCGGCAAGAGGCCUUCGGGAGAUCUGGCAGCUUCAGCUGCGAGCCUGACAGACAUGGGAGGCUCUGCGGUCCGGGAGCUGGAUGCGGGGAGGAAACCCAGGUUGACAAGAACUCAAAGUGCCUUUUCUCCGGUCUCCUUCAGCCCCUUGUUCACAGGUGAGACAGUGUCGCUUGUGGACGUGGACAUAUCUCAGCGGGGCCUGACCUCUCCACACCCUCCAACUCCCCCUCCUCCUCCAAGAAGAAGCCUCAGCCUCCUAGAUGAUAUCAGUGGGACGCUGCCUACAUCUGUCCUUGUGGCUCCGAUGGGGUCUUCCUUGCAGUCUUUCCCCCUACCUCCGCCUCCUCCACCCCACGCCCCAGAUGCAUUUCCCCGAAUUGCUCCCAUCAGAGCAUCGGAAUCCCUGCACAGCCAGCCCCCCCAGCACCUCCAGUGUCCCCUCUACCGGCCAGACUCAAGCAGCUUUGCAGCCAGCCUUCGGGAGCUGGAAAAGUGUGGCUGGUACUGGGGACCGAUGAACUGGGAAGACGCAGAGAUGAAACUGAAAGGGAAGCCAGAUGGCUCUUUCCUGGUCCGAGACAGCUCUGAUCCUCGUUACAUCCUGAGCCUCAGCUUUCGAUCACAGGGUAUCACCCAUCACACUAGAAUGGAGCACUAUAGAGGGACUUUCAGCUUAUGGUGCCAUCCCAAGUUUGAGGAUCGCUGUCAGUCGGUGGUGGAGUUCAUUAAGAGAGCCAUCAUGCACUCCAAGAAUGGGAAAUUUCUCUAUUUCUUGCGAUCCAGGGUCCCAGGACUGCCGCCGACUCCAGUGCAGCUGCUCUACCCGGUGUCCAGGUUCAGCAACGUCAAGUCCCUCCAGCAUCUGUGCAGAUUCCGGAUCCGGCAGCUUGUCCGAAUAGAUCACAUCCCGGAUCUGCCACUGCCUAAACCUCUGAUCUCUUACAUUCGAAAGUUCUACUACUAUGAUCCUCAGGAAGAGGUGUACCUGUCCCUAAAGGAGGCACAGCUCAUUUCCAAACAGAAGCAAGAGGUUGAGCCUUCCACGUAGCAGCGAGGGCCCCUGCUGUUGAACACGAAGGCAUUUGAUCGACAGGCUCCAGUUUGAAGAACCAAAUGAAGCUACCACAAAAGAAGAAUCUGGAAGAAAGAGAAGAAAGGGUUGUGACUCUCGGCACAGACUUUGGUCCCCUGUAUCCCUGGGGCUUGGAAGAAGCACACAACCAUCCUCCAAGUGGGGCUCCCCACUCCCCAGCCCCAGGAACCCCAGGACUAGAUAAGCUCCUUGGAAAACUGGAAGAAGUCUUAACACUGUUUCUUUUCAGACGUUUGUUUUAGUAUUUACGUUCUCAGUGGAAGGCAGCUGGGGUCUAUACCCAUUGAAAUGAAAAUGGUAUUGGGGAUGAACAGGUCAAGCGAAAGGUGGGACGAGGGGGGCUGGUUGUUCAGCUGGUGCCAAAGGCAGCAUUGAGGCUCUUUUCCCAUGAACCUGGAGGAAGGGCGGGGGAAGCCAGAGAAGUCCAGAAGAAGGAAGUUGGAAGUUUCUGGGGAAAGGUGUCUGAUUCUCAUCUCCAGCUUCACCAGGAGAUGAGAGAAGGGUGGCAAGUGAGAGAGGAACUGUUCACGAGGAACUGCUCGUUCUGUUUGCCGAGGACUGCUGGCUCCUGCUCCUUUCCUUUCAAGGUUUAACAAACCUGAUUCCACAAUUGCCUCUCAUGGAAUUGGUGUGCAUUUUGUUGACUAAAUUCCUUAAGCUCAGUGACCUGAGGCAAACCUAGUUCUCCCUCCAUCCUCAGUCCCUUACCCUCAGUAACUGUGUAUUUAUUUCACUUUGGUCAAACCAACACUCCUGCUGCUUCUGCCAGCUGUGCAGACAGUGGUGUUUUCUUGUCAUGUGGCCAGUUCAGAGCUCCAAUCCUAGGCUGCCAAGGCUUCCCCCCCAACCAUCAGCAACCUCACCCUGGAGCAUGCUUCCAGAUUCUUUGUGGCAAAGCAUGCCCACAGCUAAGGAGUCAGUGUUACCCUGCCUGUCAGCUAGUGAGGAAAUGUGGAGGAGUUGAGAAACAGCUAUGGUGCUCCUAGAGGAGCCUGCAUGUCUCAGCCUUAACAGGAUUUCUGUCGUGCAGAAAAGGCAUGGCAUCUUAUGAUGAUAGGCUGCUCUGUGUCACCCCACCCCUGAGGUGGAGGUGGCAAGGGCUCCUUCAUCUCCCUGUGUUCGUUCUCACAACCCAGACAUGUCCUGCGUCAGACCCCGCUGUCUUUCUCACUGGGAACCUGUCAGAUGCUAGUUUGAAACCUGCCUUUGAGAUGGAUGUGGAAGAAGGGAAGGACUUUGGUGCUUGAGUAGUCUGGUCUGAAACUGGCCGAGUCCAGCCAUGGGCCACAUAAGUUUGCUGUUCUACAGAGCUACUCAAGACAGACAGUGGGGCUGGUGGGUCUUCAUUACUCCCAACCCUGUAGUGUUCCAUGUGAUGGCCUUUAAGUUCCCUCUACUUGUGUGCCUCAGAAGACAAAGUAAAUAUCAUCAGUUUUGGGGUUCCUGAUGGUAGGAGUGAAGUCUUGUGUCUAAGUAACUUAGAAAACUGUCUUAUCUGGAAAGUGGCCUGUGUGCUCCCUCUGUGCAGGGAGUCACCUUCCUCCUCCUUGAGCUAAACACAGAGGUGUGCUUUCGCAGCUGGCUGUAAAGAAAUGAGACCCAGAAUGAACUGUGUACGUGUUAGUCCAGCUCACUUCUGACGUGUCUCAUGGGACCCCUAACAUCAUAAGGUCACCAUUCGGAGACUGGCACACCUGCAAGUUCCGCCUCUGGAGGGUACAGGACACUUGUCAUCUUAUAGAAAAGGCCAUUCUGUAAUGGAGCCCAAAAUCCAGAGUCCAUAGAGGUCUUCUUAAUGUUUGCAGUUCAGAGGUUCGUUCUCCCAUUUCAGCUGCCCAUUAUAUAAGAAUUAGUUGUCAACCCGUGUUUGCAUUGUUUGCAUGGCUCUGAGCUAAGUAGUGUGGAAGGACAUGUGAGGUAGAAGACAAGCCCCUGCCCCGAGGGAACUGUAAGGUGACUGUUGCCCAAGAAGGGGCUGGAGCAGCUUCAUUGGAGCAGACCGUCAAGGACCAUCUUCAGAUCGAGCGGCAUGAUCAGGGUAGACCACAGGUAGCUCUAGGAGAGCUCUGGUGAUAAGGCUUUGGGUUGUAGGUGAGGACACUGUGACAGAGACUCAAACUAAAGUACAGAGCAGAAAUGUGUGGCAAGUGUGCAGCUGCCUUAGAUCAACGGCAUCAGAGUUCUGCUUGACAGAAACUUCCUAGUGGCUGGACAGGUCUGAAGGCUAAGGGGAAUGAGGGUGUGGUGGAGGACAAGGCCAGAAGUCAGGAAACACCUCUCUAGUCCUGGGGUUCCCUGUGGAGAAUUUCUAGAGUCAGGUGCGAAGCAGACCUGCUCCAGAGCAUGGCGGCCUCACGCUUUCUGUCCUGGGAAAGUGUGUUGCACUGUGUUUAUGAGCCUUGAUAUUCCAGUCACAGGCAGCUGGCCUGACCCUCCCUCUGCAGGAUGAGCUGCAAAACAGCAGUGUGGAGACAGCUCUAGGAGGCCUGGCCUGCUGCCCAGGAGGUCUUGUUAGAAGGAAUGAGCAAUUGGGGAGAGCAGUCGAGCUGCUGACUGCACUGUGUGCUGCAGGCUGGGGGAGAAGGGGGCAGGAGCAAGGCCAGAGGGCACUGGCCUUUCAGCUUUUGCUGAUGGUUGGGCAGUGCUAAUGGAAAUGCAGUCUGCAGAGGGGACUCAACUUGUCUUUGGUGGUUAUGUGCCAGUCACAAACUGGAAAGGAAAGGCAGUUACUUCUAGAGACCUGCUGUGGCUUUCUGAGGUGUGGUUGGGGGUGUUACUACUCCCAGACUCAGCCUGUAAACCUUCACUCAUAACUGAUCUACUGUAACCUUCCUCAAGACGGGUAUGUCGAUGUAAGCUCGUGACAACUACUGCUGCAACCUGUGGUUACUUGAAAUGUGUGUCUGUGCUGGCAGUGUAGGCAUGAGGGAGCAGGAGCUUGGCUGUGAGGCCACCUGUCCUGAUUUGAUUGUGGUCUAGUACCAAGGUGAAGUAAACGUGGAUAGCAGUGCCAGCCUCUGAGGCCAAGCAGGGAGUGAUAGGAUGGCUACACAGACCCUCUGAUGCAGGUCCCUGAGGAAAAGGAAAUAAUCGGAGUACAGCCCUACAAGGGCCCCGGGGAGCCACCCUUUCAGCCUUGCUCAUGCCUGCUUGAAGCCAGUAGGAAGUAGGGACAGGAAAACUUCCCCAGGCAAGAGCUUCCUCCCUCCCCUUCCCUUGUUGCUUUUCCCUUACCUUUGAGCCCAGGAGUGGGAGGCCAGGUCAGAGAGAUGGAAAGAGCCACACAGGUCUAGAAUUCCGCGUGAGCGUGUGCCCUCGUUUGUCCAGUCUUGUCUGUGGUUGGGGUGUGGGACCAUUUCCACUAGUGGGGACUAGGACCCACUUUCCACUUCAAGAGAAUGGCAAUGCCCACUGUGUGAGGGAAGAGCGUGAGUUAGACAUUUUCCCUAUGGGAACCCUCUUGGUUUGCUUUGUGGGGAGAGGGGAGUGGAUACAUGGUUUUUAUUUCCAGUCAUCAACACAGCUGUCCUUACACUAAAUCUGUGCUAUUGCAUACAUGUAGCCAUCUUUCUUUUCACUGCAGCAGUGUUUAUCAGUAGUUCAAAAUGAUUUAUUUGCUCCUGGGGAGUAAAACUUUUUUUAUUAAAAAAGAAAAAAGAAAAAAAAAAGAAAGAAAGGUGUGCCCCUUAUGAUAGCUGUAGAAUUAUUGGGCCACAAGAGUCACGCCUGCCAGUCCCCAUGGCCACCCGUCUGUUUUGGCAUUGGAGCCCUUUGCUUCAGUGUGUCAGUACAGUGUGAUGGGGCCUUCCUUGAAAAAGUGGAACAACAUCUUGGGAGUGAGAUUGGGUUUAAUCACUGAGAGGGCUCAGGAGACGUGAUACUGCAGUUGAAAAUAGAGAACUGAUUCUGUAAUCUGCCAGAGAAAGGGACCUUUCUUUACAUGCAGAUUUCAUGUGUCCUUGGUCUUUCAUUGCUUCCUGGUGUCCUAGGUAGGGGUCACCUAGUUUUGGUGUCCCUCUUGUCUUUCUGUCCUUUGUCCUGUCCCUUCCCACUUCAUCUACCUCCCAGAAAGCCAAUCCUGCAUGCUGAGUUUGUGACAUGCCUUCACUCCAUUCAUCUUGAGAGGGUUUUAGAGAGUCCCUGGAGCUGCUCCCUGCCCCACUGAUCCCUCCUCAUAGUGCCAAGAGGCAUCAAGGAGCAACAAGCAGCCGGGCAGACAGCAACAUGGCUCGCAGCUGGACUGCGACGGCAGCUGCUCCUGGAGACAGAUAGGGAAAACAAGACACUCUUCUUCAGCCCACUUGGGUGUGACCCCUGCUGUGUUCAGUGGGCAAUGGGCUGAUCUGACCACUCCUCCAUCCCUGGUGCUCCCAAGAGGGACAGGCAAGGUCCAGGCUCCGCUCUGGGUAGGCCAGACAUUAGGAUGCCCGCCCCGGUGCUGCAUGGCACAGGCCCUGCUGUGCAUUCUGGUGGUUUUUCAGAAACUCCGUGCUGAGGGGUGUCAGUCUGGACUCAGUGGUUGGGGGAUCUUCACCACCGGGGAGCCGUACCCCCACAACCACUCUGUCCUGCUAAGCCACCCCUGCCCUCCUAGCCAAAGUGUGGCCUGGCUUUUGUCUUCCCAUUUAGUUUCCUCCUUUAUUCUCCCUCUGUGCUUAAUUUAUUAAAAUAGUUGCUGUAUAAUUUAUUUUCAUAAAGUAUAAAAAAUAACUAAAUGGUUAAAAUAGACUUGCAGGCCAAUCUUCAAUGGGGGUGGGGCUGGGGUGGGCUGGGGAGAGGGAGAGAUGUUUUGAUAUAAACAAACAAAUGCACUUUGGGUGUGUUUUGGUAUUUUUCUGGGCAUAGAGGGGUGGGUGUUGGGAUGUCCCUGUAGAUUAGUUCCAGAGUGGGGUGUCUGUAAAUACUGUACUAAUAGGCAUGUGUGACUCUUGUAAAGGGACAUUAGUAGCUGCUGCAGGUCCUGUUUGGAAACCCUGUGUAUAAUUCCCGGUUUUUUGUAAGUGUCAGUGCGGGAGACAUUUGACUCUUGUGUUUGUAUCUCCUUUUUAUGAUUGCUGUACCGACCCAUGUCUUUUUGGGGAGGGAUGAAAAGAGAUUUGAAAUAAAAAUGUUUAGAAAUGA
Molecule: messenger RNA, 7720 nt
Organism: Rattus rattus (black rat)
Lineage: Eukaryota; Metazoa; Chordata; Mammalia; Rodentia; Muridae
Gene: Socs7
Product: suppressor of cytokine signaling 7
Biological process (GO): phosphatidylinositol phosphate biosynthetic process; intracellular signal transduction
Cellular component (GO): phosphatidylinositol 3-kinase complex
Molecular function (GO): 1-phosphatidylinositol-3-kinase regulator activity
Source: RefSeq, a predicted model, not a curated record